AUUUUCAUAAUUAUAAUAAUAAUUUCUAAUUCACAUUCCGCAUUGCACACCAUUAUCUGCAGUUCCACAAUUUCACUCAUCUUUCACUUCUCCUAAUCCAUUUCUCUCCAUUCUCUCCAACAGGAAUUAUGAUGACCCCUGACAAAAAUCAGAGUGCAGUAGUCAUGUUCAUUCUCUUAGGAUUCUCUGAGUAUCCAGAGCUCCAGGUGCCCCUCUUUCUACUCUUCCUCACUAUCUAUGCAGUCACUGUGGUGGGAAACUUGGGCAUGAUUGUGAUCAUUAGGAUCAACCCCAAACUCCAUACCCCCAUGUACUUUUUCCUCAAGCACUUGUCUUUUGUGGAUUUCUGUUACUCCACUAUAGUUACACCAAAAUUGCUAGAAAAUUUAGUUGUAGAAGACAGAAGCAUUUCUAUCAAGGCCUGUAUCUCACAGUUUUCCACUGGUACCAUCUGUGUAAUAACAGAGAUGGUGGUGUUGGCCGUGAUGGCCUAUGAUCGCUUUGUUGCCAUAUGUUAUCCUUUGCUCUAUCCAAUUUCCAUGUCUCUGAAGCUCUGUGCUGUGCUGGUGACUGUUGCAUAUGCAUGGGGUAUAAUUUCUUCUAGUAUAUUCACUUAUUCCCUUCUUAUAAUGACAUUUUGUGAGACCAAAAUCAUUAACAACUUUGUAUGUGAAUACUCUGUCAUUCUUUCUGCUUCCUGCUCUGAUAAACAUUUCAGUGAGAUAAUAUUUUUUAUCUUUGUAAAUCUCAACACAUUAUGCACCUUGGUUAUCAUCCUUCUAUCCUAUCUUUUUAUUUUUGUCACUAUCCUCAAAAUGAAUUCAGCCAAUGGGAGAUAUAAAGCUUUUUCCACUUGUGCCUCCCAUCUGACAGCCAUCACCAUCUUCUAUGGAACCAUUCUUUUGCUUUAUUGUAUUCCCAACUCUCAAAACUCAUGGCUUUUUAUCAAAGUAGGAUCUGUUUUUUAUAUUGUGAUUAUUCCCAUGUUAAAUCCCUUAAUAUACAGUCUAAGGAAUAAUGAUGUAAAGAAAACCUUCAAGAAACUAAUGCAUCUCAAAAUUAUUUCUCAGUAACUCCAUUGACAUGAAUGAUAUGACUACUCGCUAAACUAAAUCUGAUGAAUUUUAGAUUAAUAUUUAAUCAAUUCUCUGAGUUCU
Molecule: messenger RNA, 1157 nt
Organism: Sarcophilus harrisii (Tasmanian devil)
Lineage: Eukaryota; Metazoa; Chordata; Mammalia; Dasyuromorphia; Dasyuridae
Product: olfactory receptor 5D13-like
Exons: 1
Coding region: 129-1073 (314 amino acids)
Biological process (GO): G protein-coupled receptor signaling pathway; sensory perception of smell
Cellular component (GO): membrane
Molecular function (GO): odorant binding; G protein-coupled receptor activity; olfactory receptor activity
Source: RefSeq, a predicted model, not a curated record